CUUUGUUUUGAUUUUGAAAAUGUUGUAAUUAUAAAUAUAUACUGUAAAUACGUAAGUUAUUUUGGAAAUAAAUUCGAGUUAUUCAAUCGUUUGUAUUAAAUUUGUCAUAAUGCCUUUGUAUGUUGGUAAACGAGUCGUUGGGACCGAGAUCAGAUCGUCGGCAGGAUUGUUACAAAAUUUUCCUGAAUUAGAGGUACAUCAUGUAUGGAACAUAAAAUAAUUUGAGGCCCUGACGGCGGGUCAGAAUGACCCCACAUGUCGAAAGUAAUCCGUAUCCUUUUCCUCUAAUCAAAGAUAUACACUUAAAAAGUAAACUAAUAAUCCUAAAUCCCAAAAUAAAUAUCAACCCAUUAUAAACAAGACCUUGACUUGUCAUUAAUCCUUUAUCAAGCCCUCACAGGUUUAUUGGGAGAAUUGGUAGAUUGUUUGGUUAACACAUUGAGUGGCAGCACUCUCCCCUUGAUGAGUAAAAUCAUCUGCCAUUAGACAGGUGAGAGCACAAAGUAAAAUAAUAAAGUAGGACACAUCAGGAGUCAGAUCUGUGGCUAGAUGCCUAGAUGUGAUAAUUUGGGGGAGGGGGCGAGGUAUAUUCGUAUAUUCAUGUUCACAUACUGUAAAAACAAUCGCUUUCAAAAGAAAUCCGUUGGGCAGAACACAAAUACAUGAAUAUACACACCCCUCCCCCCCCAAUUAUCAGUCUUAGUCAGCUACGGCUCUGUCAGGAGCACAUUGUCACUUGAAGGGUAAUCAACAGGAUACAUAUUGGCAGAUAUAUUAUGUUAUUUUGAUGUGGAUUUCUAUUUAGCUUCUCCCAGCCCUUUUGCUCAGUCAAAUUACUGCUUUUGUGCACGCCCAGUUCACCGUGGAGUAACUCGGUACAAAGAUGCAUGGGAAGGGCUGUCAGAGCUUCUGGAGGCUUUGCAUCCCGUACCCCUAGCCCAAAGUUACUUUAGAGAUUUAUCACUUAUUAUUUUCAGAAAAGAUCUAGGGAAUUUGCAUUCCAAGCACAGAGAACAUUCCAAGAGAAAAAUAUUCUCUAUAUUGGACAGCAUGAAUAUGGAACAGUUUAUCCAAAUGACAGUGAGUACUGCAAGACCCAGCCUCUUGCCCAGGCCUUUGUGUAGAGUUGCACUGAGAACACACUAAUUGGCAUGGCUCCCUGAUGUUGAUGUUUCGAUUGACAUCUCGAUCAUCAUCUUCUUACCAGGAUGUGUGAAAACAUGGCUUGUUCCCAGCUUGCUGACAUAUUCUCAAUGUCAUUGUUGACAAUUUGUCAGUGGGGCCUAAAUUACUUUGAAAUUGUACUGGUCGGAGUACAAGUACAAGUACAAGUAAUUAACAAUGAAAAGACUUAAGAGUCUUAAAAAAUGCUUGAAGUAAAAAGUAAAAGUACUAUUGUCUAUAGCAUGUUGGGGGGGGGGACGUAUCCAAUGGAUUGACAUACGAAAGACACAAAACAGCACAGUUGCAUCACUCAGCACCUAAGGUACAAUAAUUCACGGCAUGGUCUACUUUCCAGACCCUGUUGAAGAUAUAAGAAAUCCAUUAAAUAAAUAAUGCUUAUAAGUAAGCCACAAACUAGGGAUCCCAGACGCAUGUAGAGAGAUCCUAUUACCUAUCCCAAAAUUAAAAUAAAUCCGGAAUAAAUCACGUAAAAUUAAACAAAAUGUGAGAAAGUAACGAAAUACUUCCCCACAAGAUGAAAAUAACGAAGUAUAACGUUACUUCUUAAAACGACUUCGUUCCAAGUAAAAGUACUCCAGAAAAAAGUUUACUUAAUUGUUACAUUCUGACUUCUCAAAAGUAGUACUCAAGUACGGUAACGAAGUACUUCGUUACUUGACACCACUGCAAUUUGUUACAAUGUUGUUGUCAGACUUGUUACAAAUUAUGUUGUUCCAACAACUUGUUAACAAGUUGUGAGUAGCCUGCGUCGCAGACGGUGGGUGAAACUUUGGACCAUUCCAAAGUUUCACCCACCGUCUGCGACGCAGGCUAGUUGUGAGUGACAAUUAAACUUGAUAAAAUGACAAUGUUGUUACAAUUGCAGGCUUUCUGGCAUCCUUGUGUAGAAAAAGUUGGAUGAAAGUAGGACUAGAAUUUUAGGAAAAGUAGGAAUAAAGUAGGAAAAUGUGAAGAAAAGUAGGACAAUAGUAGGAGUUUUUGGAGAUGCAAAUAACACAAAAUCUAUGACUAUGAGGUAUUUUUUUCUCAAAACGUUUAAAUUGAAUCGGUUUAAAAGUUCCUUAAGGCAUCAGCAACACAAUUCAAAUGCAUUGUGCGUGUGAGUGCAUGUAUUUGGCUGCACCAUACACCAAUCGACACUGUGCGGCAGGAGCAUGCAUAUGAUGCUUGAUUAACUGGGGGAUGUUGAAUAUUUUGAAUCUUUAGAUCGUCGGAAAUGGCACUUUAAGAGUCUUCAUUAAUUUAUUGAUUAUGAUUCCAGAGAUGCUACGGAUUUUUAUACUCAGAAAAUAUACUUCUUCUCUUCCUGAGAUCUUAUCAUCUGGGACACAAAUAGGGAAUAAAAAUUACGAGUCCUAUAGAUCUAAUUACGAGAUCAAUAACAUACUGAUUCCCCAAGCUGUCUUAACAAAGUAGGAUUUUAUGAGAAAAAGUAGGAAAAUCAAGCAAUUUUUAAUAAAAAAUAGGAAAAGUAGGAAAAUUGAAAAAAAGUAGGAAAAAGUAGGAUGGCAAGAAAGCCUGCAAUUGUUGACAAGCUUGCUGCAAGCCUCACUAAUAGCGAACACAUCUUAAUUGUUGACAAGAUUAUAUUUCUCUGCAGAUUUUGUGGACGUGGUUGGCUCAGACAGUGCCACAACAUGCCAAAUAGUUGUAUUACGACAUAAAGGUGAAAAUAAAGUCCGGUAGUACCAGGGACGCCGGAACGAUAUUAGGGCAAAGGGGGGCCGACAAACACCAAGGGCACCUUUACUGAAUUUACAAAAAAUUUCGGUCAGUGUACCAUUUUAGGGGUCAAAAAUUUUUUCCGGACAUACAAAAAUUUUCCGUGAUUCCAAAAAUUUUUCCGGAUAUCUUAAAUUUUUGCCAUUUCUUCAAAAUAUUUUCCUAAAUUCCAAAAAUUUCCCAAAAUUUUUAUAAAUAUAAACUAUAAAUUACAGGAAUCUCGUUAUUUUCCUACAAAAAGCAUCGUUGGAAAUGUGAUUUAUCACGUAUUAUUUUACAACUAAAAGGGCACUUCUGCCCCUAGCAAAAGGCAAGGGGGCAGCCGCCCCCCCUGCCCCCCAGUUCCGGCGUCCCUGGGUAGUACGAACUGUAAGGCGCUGUUUAUAUGUAUAAAUAUCAAGAUUUUGGGCGAUUCGAUCCUGCCGGAAGGUCUGGUUGAAUUUUUCGCAGGCUAGCAGUUAACCCAUUAUAGCGCAAGACUGACACGAAAAUCAUCUGGUGUUAGACAGAGUAAAUAAUCUGGCAAUAGACAGAGUAAAAUAAUAAAGUAUAGGGCGCAUUGCAGCUUAAUGGUUGAUAACGUUGUAUCCUGUUCCACAGUACUUCAACAUUUUUUUAGGUACAGGCGCAUGUAGCCUGGCACAUUUUGAUGGAUCAGGGAUUCCCAAAGCGUUGGCAGCAAUGGUUGAAACCCUUAAAGAGCAUGCGCAAAAUCACGGGGAACACAGGUAUAAAAUAUAUAUAGCCAUGCUUUGUGCCUGCAAAGUACGCCCGUUUUGUGCAUACCUUAUAGCCACGGUUUGUGGCAAUAAAGUACGCAUGUUUUCAGUAUGCAUACCUUAUAGCCACUAUAAAGUACACAUGUUUUCAGUAUGCAUACCUUAUAGCCACUAUAAAGUACGCAUGUUUUCAGUAUGCAUACCUUAUAGCCACUAUAAAGUACGCAUGUUUUUAGUAUGCAUACCUUAUGGCCACUAUAAAGUACACAUGUUUUCAGUAUGCAUACCUUAUAGCCACUAUAAAGUACGCAUGUUUUCAGUAUGCAUACCUUAUGGCCACUAUAAAGUACGCAUGUUUUCAGUAUGCAUACCUUAUAGCCAGUAUAAAGUACGCAUGUUUUCAGUAUGCAUACCUUAUAGCAACUAUAAAGUACGCAUGUUUUCAGUAUGCAUACCUUAUAGCCAGUAUAAAGUACGCAUGUUUUCAGUAUGCAUACCUUAUAGCAACUAUAAAGUACGCAUGUUUUCAGUAUGCAUACCUUAUAGCCAGUAUAAAGUACGCAUGUUUUCAGUAUGCAUACCUUAUAGCCACUAUAAAGUACGCAUGUUUUCAGUAUGCAUACCUUAUGGCCACUAUAAAGUACGCAUGUUUUCAGUAUGCAUACCUUAUAGCCACUAUAAAGUACACAUGUUUUCAGUAUGCAUACCUUAUAGCCACAUACCUUAUAGCCACUAUAAAGUACGCAUGUUUUCAGUAUGCAUACCUUAUAGCCACUAUAAAGUACACAUGUUUUCAGUAUGCAUACCUUAUGGCCACGGUUUGUGGCUACAAAGGACGCCUGUUUUUGGCAUACCUCGCCGUUCUCUGAAAUCUACCUAUGCAGGACGUUUUAUACAGUGGUGUCUAAAUUACUUUGAAUUUGUACUCGAGUAAAAGUAGAAGUAAUUAACAAUAAAACGACUUGAGUAAGAGUAAAACGUACUGGAAGUAAAACGUACUUAAGUAAAAAGUACAAAGUAUCCUUAAAAAAUACUUGAAGUACAAAGUAAAAGUACUAUUGUCUGUAGCGUGUAGAGGGGGAUGAUUGACAUACAAAAGACACAAAACAGCACAUCCAAUGGAUUCAGUAUAUCCAAUGGAUUGACAUACAAAAGACACAAAACAGCACACACAUUAUAUGCGUGCACCGAAUAUACAAUAUUUCACGGCAUGGUUUACUUUCCAGUUGAAGAUAUAAGAAAUCCAUUAAAUAAAUAAUGCUUAUAAGUAAGUCACAAACGAGAGAUCCCAGACGCAUGUAAAGGUCGUAUUACCAAUCCCAAAAGUAAAAUUAAACAAAAGUUAGAAAGUAACGAAAUACUUCGCCACAAAAUGAAAAUAACGAAGUAAAACGUUACUUGUUAAAACGACUUCGUUCCAAGUAAAAGUACUCCAGAAAAAGUUUACUUUGUUACAUGCUCACUUCUCAAAAAUUGUACUUAAGUAUAGUAACAAAGUACAAUUACUUCGUUACUUGACACCACUGGUUUUAUAUUUCACUUACACACAGGAAGUUUUUAUUUUUGGAUUUUGCUGCCAGGAAGAGAAAUAAAACUGUGUCUGCCAGGGGGGAUACGCAGCUUUUCCCGUUGUCCAAACAGAACGGGGGGAACAGGUUGCCCUUUUUUAAAAGAUACAGCUCAGUGACCUACACCUAUUCACGUGAAUUGAAAUUGAGAACUGUUUUGAAGCAAUUUUGCUUAAAUUAAAUUUGAAUCUGAAAUUCCUCUCAGUAAUGUUACCAAUGUUUUCCACUUCUGUGAAAAAUGUAACGAGGGCCUGAAAUUUAUGCGAUAUUAUUUCUGUACAGAAUCGAGAUGUACAUUGUCGGUGGUUUCUUGGACAGUCGUAACAUUUCAGAGGAUGUAUUCAUGCAAAUUUUACGUAAGUAUAUUCGUUAUAUUAGAGACCUUAAAAGCCUGGUUCAUACUAGCGCAGUUGAAAAUACUGUCGGCGAUUUUGUGUUUCUGACGGAUGCAAAUGAGUGAACUCGCGCACAAAAGUAUAGAGUCGCUUUUCAGAAGUAAACAAUUCGAAGUCUUUUGCAUGUCAUUCAUUCGAUCACAUUUGCCAGGAUGAGGCGAAAGACCGUCUGCCGGGUUUGGCUCAUUGGUUUGGUUUUGUAUUUGAAUUACCCAUCUCAAACUCAUUAAUAAUUCAUGAUAAAUUAGCCAACCAUGUUGCUUUAUUUUGCUAACAUGAUAAUACUGGAUACCUGGUGAAGUAUAUUGAUCUAGUCCUAGGACCAAAAUUAAUUCUGUCCUUAGACUGGAUCAAAAUAAUUUCACCUCACUUUAAGUAGUCAUUUAUUCGCAUGAGAUGUCAUUUCAAAUCAUCCAACUCGGACUGGACUAGAUUUCAAGUCCUCCCAUUUUUGAUCCAGUGCUCGGCUUCGCCUCGGGCGUGAUCAAAUUGCGCGGACUUGAAAUCUAGUCCAGUCCUCAUAGUCGAUUUGAAAUAUUAUGUCCAUCAGUGGACUGGAAUUGAUGAUUGGCUGCACUAUUUUUGCCGCUGUCAAUCAGCUUACGUUGUCGUAAGUGAGUUGUGUGCUCGAUUUACACAGUACAACUCAGGUUGUAAGCAAAUUACAUGAGCCAGUUCUAGGCUAAAGUUGUGUAGUCUAAAUAGGCCUUGACGAAGUUACUCACAGCACUGCAUUCCGGAGAUUUAUUGUCAAUACUGUUUUGUCUAUUGUAUUUUUAGGCGGAGCUUACAAACUGGCAGUGGACAUUGACCUAUUGUGUGCUUGUGUUUGUCGUAAGUGCUGUGAUAUUUUGAAACAAUAAAUUAAAAAACCCAAUAUAAAUAAUUACUUUUCUAUUUACCUAGAAUUAAAUGAUACGAUGCUCAAUGGAAAACAUGUACCGAGUAUAUAUGGGAUAGGUAAGGAACAAUUAAGAUUGCUGUGGAUUGGGAGAGACACAGCUACCACCUACAAUGCACACGAGAUUAUAUCACAGAAGGAACAAUUAAACCUAUCCAUUACGGACAUCUCUCUAAUACGGGCACCUGUGAUACAGACACCCCUCUAAUACGAGCACCUCUCCAAUACGGACACCUCUCCAAUACGGACAGCCCUCCAGUACGGGCACCUCUCUAAGACAGACACCUCUCCGUUACGGGCACCCCUCCAAUACGGCACCUUUCUAGUACGGACACAUUUCUAAUACGGACACCUCUCUAAUACGGACGCCUUUCUAACGCCGCACUUCUCUAUUACGGACACCUCUCUGAUACAGACACCUCUCUAAUAUGGACACCUCUCUUACACAGGCACCUCUCUAAUAUGUACACCUCUCUAAUACGCAUAUCUCUCUACUACGCAUAUCUCUCCAAUACAGACAUCUCUCUAAUUUGGAAACCUCUCUUACACAGGCACCUCUCUAAUACGCACAUCUCUCUAAUACAGACCUCACUAAUAUUGACAUCUCUCUAAUUUGGACACCUCUCUAAUACGCAUAUCUCUCUAAUACAGAUUCUCUAAUAUUGUCAUCUCUCUAAUUUGGACACCUCUCUAAUACGCAUAUCUCUCUAAUACAGAUUCUCUAAUAUUGUCAUCUCUUUAAUUUGGACACCUCUCUAAUACGCACAUCUCUCUAAUACGCAUCUCUCUCUAAUACAGACCUCUCUAAUAUUGACUUCUCUCUAAUUUGGAAACCGCUCUUACACAAGCACCUCUCUAAUACGCAUAUCUCUCUAAUACAGAUCUCUCUAAUACAGACCUCUCUAAUACUGACAUCUCUCUAAUUUGGACACCUCUCUAAUAUGCAUCUCUCUCUAAUACAGACCUCUCUAAUACUGACCUCUCUAAUAUUGACAUCUCUCUAAUAUUGACAUCUCUCUAAUUUGGAAACCUCUCUAAUACGCAUGUCUCUCUAAUAUUGACAUCUCUCUAAUUUGGAAGCCUCUCUAAUACGCAUAUCUCUCCAAUACGCACAUCUCUCUAAUACGCGUAUCUCUCUAAUACAGACCUCUCUGAUAUUGACAUCUCUCUAAUACAGACACCUCUCUAAUACGCAUAUCUCUCUAAUACAGACCUCUAUAAUACGGACCCUCUCUAAUACGCAUCUCUCUCUAAUACAGACCUCUCUAAUACGCAAUAUCUCUCUAAUACAGAAACCUCGUUAAUAAGUACGUCUCUAAUAAUUUCUUCAAAUGUCAAAGUACAGUGAGAAAUUUCAACACUUUGUUUGGUCAUUGUAGACGUUCUUCUGAAAAGUCGUGUAUGAACACGUAGUUAAGGUUUACUAUUGUUCAUGCAAACGUUAACCAACCAACAAACCAACCACAAUUUAAAGUUACACCCGUUUUCUUUAUGAUGCGCCCUACUCGAAAAUAACCUUUGUUUCAAAAGUCAGUUUUAUGUCACGCAAAAUGUUAUCGCAACAAUUUUACAACUUGUUGAAAAGCUUGCUACAAGCCUGUUGCGAACACAUCUUGUUGACAGGUGUGAGAUUUUUUACGUGUGUAUGUAUACGAGUUUUAUACAAUUGAGCCCUGUUUUUUUAACUAUGACAUGUAUUUCUAGGUGUUGUAGUGUCAAGUGGCGAAGUAGUACCCGUACACCAGUUUAAUUGUCAAAUACCAGAUGAAAUAUUACGUCACGUUGCAUUGUAUAGCGAACAAAAGGUAAUCCAUUCGAUUAAGUAUAGCCUAUGCCUAACCGCGGCCAUGUUAAGGUGAAAAUGUAGUUAGGUGUUAUUGGCAUGGGUGCUUUUUAAUUUUCUGUUUUACACUUAUCCAAACCGGCAAAACAACGAUUUAAAUUAUUAAAAAUAUCAACAUCAAAGCAAUUAUUUAAUACUAACUUUGUUUCACGGUUGAACAGCCACUAAUUCAAGAAACUGCAGGCUUAUUUCCAGUUCAAAUCGAAGAAAAAAAGUUUUGUAAUUUGUAUACUUUUUAACGAAAUUUAAAACAAAAAAAUACUGUAAAACAGCAAAAUAUGUCCUUUCAAAAUGAAAAACAAUUACUUAGAGACAGAGCUUGUACUCGCGCAUGCAACGUCGAAAACCGUUUGCACUUCGCUAUGUUUUCGCAUACCCGGGUAUAAUUAGCCGUGCGAAAUUAGUACCCUCGCACGGCGCUUCGCGAGAGAUGGAUACAAGCGUUUCCACGAGCAGCCCCAUUGCGAAAAGCUUGCUCCCAAAUCUUACUAUAAUCUUGUUUCCUUUGACGUUAGGAAGUUGUACAACUAUAAUCUUGUUUCCUUUGACGUUAGGAAGUUGUACAAGUGUAUAGUUCCCGGACUCAAGAAGUAACAGUCAAACCAUUUCAUGUUUAUUACCCAUCUGAGAGAGCAAGGGGAAUUGCAAGCCUCUCUGAUGAGAACAUACUUCAGGUGAUCAAUAUACACUGUCUUGUACAGUACAGUACAGUACAGUGCAUUCAAAAACUCAUUAAUAAUUCAUGAAGCAAUUAUCCAAUCUUGAGUAAGAAAUUAGUCACGUGCAUACGUCUGUAUACCAGCUAAAGAACACUUUAACAAAAG
Molecule: messenger RNA, 9157 nt
Organism: Paramuricea clavata
Lineage: Eukaryota; Metazoa; Cnidaria; Anthozoa; Malacalcyonacea; Plexauridae
Source: the annotation of a GenBank genome assembly